CCCGCGGCUGCCCCGCAGCCCCACACCCACCAUGAGCGGCCUCCAGGCGGGCCCCGACUCCUCCGAGGAGCCCAAACCCGGCAAGGCCGAGAGCGAGUUCCGCAACUACACCGAGGGGAAGCUGCUCGACCGCGUGUACAACACCUACCGGCUCAUGCACACGCACCAGACCGUGGAGUUCGUCCGCAGGAAGAGCGCGCAGUACGGCUCGUGCUCGCUGCGGAGGAUGAGCGUGAUGGAGGCGCUGGAGCUGCUGGACCAGCUGGUGGACGAGUCGGACCCCGACGUGGAUUUCCCCAACUCCUUCCACGCCUUCCAGACGGCCGAGGGGAUCCGCCGGGCGCACCCCGACAAAGACUGGUUCCACCUCGUGGGGCUCCUGCACGACCUGGGCAAGGUGCUGGUGCUGUUCGGGGAGCCCCAGUGGGCGGUGGUCGGGGACACCUUCCCGGUGGGCUGCAAGGUGCAGAAGUCGGUGGUUUACGGGGACUCCACCUUCCACGACAACCCCGACACCAAAGACCCCCGGUACAGCACCGAGUGCGGGAUGUACCAGCCCGGCUGCGGCCUGGACAACGUGCUCAUGUCCUGGGGCCACGAUGAGUACAUGUACCAAGUGAUGAAGUUCAACAACUUCGCGCUGCCCAAGGAGGCCUUCUACAUGGUUCGCUUCCACUCCUUCUACCCCUGGCACGCCCACGGCGACUACGGGCACCUGUGCUCCGAGGAGGACCGGCGCCUGCUGCCCUGGCUGCGGGAGCUCAACAAGUUCGACCUGUACACCAAGCAGGAGGAGCUGCCCGACGUGCAGCAGCUCCGCACUUACUACCAGGGGCUCAUCGACAAGUACUGCCCGGGGCAGCUCUGCUGGUGACCCCAAACCCUGCUGGUGACCCCAAACCCUGCCGGGCCCCCCAAACCCUGCCGGUGACCCCCAAACCCUGCUGGUGACCCCAAACCCUGCUGGUGACCCCAAACCCUGCCGAGCCCCCCCCCAAACCCUGCUGGUGACCCCCCCCAAACCCUGCUGGUGACCCCCAAAACCCUGCCGGGCCCCCCAAACCCUGCUGGUGACCCCCAAACCCUGCUGGUGACCCCCCAAACCCUGCUGGUGACCCCCAAAACCCUGCCGGGCCCCCCAAACCCUGCUGGUGACCCCCAAACCCUGCUGGUGACCCCUCAAACCCUGCUGGUGACCCCAAACCCUGCUGGUGACCCCCCAAACCCUGCUGGUGACCCCCAAAACCCUGCCGGGCCCCCCAAACCCUGCUGGUGACCCCCAAACCCUGCCCGGCCCCCUAAAUCCUGCCGAGCCCCCCCCAAACCCUGCCGGGCCCCCCAAACCCUGCUGGUGACCCCAAAACCCUGCUGGUGACCCCCCCAAACCCUGCAGGACCCCCACAGCACCCCCAGACCCCGGCCUGGGGUUCCACAAUAAAUCUGCUUGUGCUGCACCCCCCGUGCCAACCCCCCCAAAACGGGGGUCACCUGGACCCCCCAAAUCCCAGCAGAGCUGCGGGGCUGGAAUGUCAAAGGCUUUAAUUAGAAAAUUAUAGG
This is a messenger RNA of Oenanthe melanoleuca, 1557 nucleotides long. It is a transcript of the gene MIOX, whose product is annotated as myo-inositol oxygenase. Gene Ontology annotation, cellular component: cytoplasm. Bases 32 to 874 code for a protein of 280 amino acids. The record is from RefSeq and is a predicted model, not a curated record. Gene Ontology annotation, biological process: inositol catabolic process. The transcript is spliced from 10 exons. Gene Ontology annotation, molecular function: inositol oxygenase activity; iron ion binding. Lineage: Eukaryota; Metazoa; Chordata; Aves; Passeriformes; Muscicapidae.